CUGCCAAGAGAUGGCGAUCCCGCUCGCGCUCGUAUCCGCCGCGACGUCGGCCAGAGCCGCCGCUGCGCCGCCAGACGCGGAGCCCAUGGAGGCGAAUGCGUUCUGCCAGUGCUGCCAGGUGGCGUGCCACCGCUUCCGGCCGGCCAAGCCCUGCAGCUUCUGCCACGCACUCGUGUGUCAAUUCUGCUCGUGCGGCAACGAGCCCCACGUGCUGUGCAAGAGCUGCCAGCCACAGGUGCGUGGCGCCCAACCGGCGUUCUCCUUCCGGCAGCUGCUGUGGCGCUUCAAGAUGCUGCCGUUCGGCUGCCACGGAGAGAAGUGGCUCUUCCUGGUGCGCAAGCGCCAGUCGCUCGUGGUGCCCACGGACCUCUCGGGCGACGAGUACCAGUGGCUCGUGCACCAGCUGCCGAGGCAGCGCAGACUGCAGGGAGCACACUUGGAGCAGAAGCGGACUCUGGACAGAGACAUUGAUCGAACCUUUCAGCAGUUGCAGGCGAGGAUGGCGAACAACAAGCGCCCCAAUUUCUUGGUCAAGUCGCAGCACUCAUCGUCCGAGUUUAUGGCCUGGAAGUCCAGCACACACCAGCUACUUAGUGUGUUCAUGAUGCUGAAGCCGCAGAUCGGAUACUGCCAGGGUAUGACGUCAGUAGCAGCAGUGCUGGUGCAGGAGUCGAAGAUGAACAGCGAGAUCGCGUUUCGCCUGUUUCUAGCGCUCACAGAGAAAUACAGGCUGGACGAUGUCUAUAGGCCCGACAUGAAAGAUGUCAAUCUUCGCUAUUUCCAGCUCGACGAGGCUCUGCGGUUGCAUCUUCCAAGGCUUCAUGCCCACCUGUCAGACCGGGAUAUCCACCCGUCAACCUACGCAUCUUGCUGGAUCCUUACGUUAUUCACCGAAUGUCGGCUGUUUCCCCACCGCUACGUCAUCGCGUUCCUCGAUCUGUUUUUCGAGUUUGGCUGGAAGGUGUUUUUCCAGACGUGUUUAGCCAUCUUGAGCACCAUCGAGGCUGCACUGUUACGCCGGUCAACGUCGGGGGACAUCUUUGCCUACCUCGCGAAAGUCACCUGGUUUCAUCGGCACAAGAGCGAUAAUGACCUCGGACGAUUCUUCGCGACGGCAAGGACAUUUAAUAUUUCAAGCUCUUUCUUGGACGUGUUGCAAGGCGAAUACUCCACGGAGGCAAGCAUGAGCAUGAAUGACUACGACUACAGUAGUUGAAGACUAGUUACUGUUAACCAAACUGCAGCGCUUGAUAU
Molecule: messenger RNA, 1254 nt
Organism: Phytophthora sojae
Lineage: Eukaryota; Oomycota; Peronosporomycetes; Peronosporales; Peronosporaceae
Exons: 8
Coding region: 11-1216 (401 amino acids)
Source: RefSeq, a predicted model, not a curated record